GAACUGCACCUGCAUGACUUGGUGGAAGUAGGUGGGACAGCUGAGCUGAGGUAAGGCUGGCAGUGCUGCACACAGAGUAGAGGCUGGGGGGGUUAUCGGCGCUGUCCUGCAGUGCUUCAGGAGCAUUCUUUUCCACUGAUAACCUCUUCCUGAAGGGCUGUUUGUCUGGUGGUGUGACUGGGAUGUGUUUGGCUGAUGGUGCUUAGUGUGUUAUGCAAUGUUCUCAAGGUCAUUAGCAUCGAGGUAAGUUCAGGGCUGCCUUCUAUUUACAGUCGUGGCAGCAGAGCAGGUCUCAUUACCACUGCCUGCAUGCUGUCUUUGGGAGGUUCUGGUCCUUAUCUUAGAUCAUGCUGCAUUCUUUACGGCACAGUUACGGAAGUGUAACUUUCAAACACUUGACCCAUUGAGUUUUCAUGUCAGAAUCAAACUAACAAACUGCUGACUUCCAGCUGUUGAACACUGAGCAAGUUCUGAGCCUUGCCUGGGCUUGUGAGGAGUCCAGACAGAGGUACUUAAAGCUGGCAACGGAUGCUGGGGGCUGGUGUUUGAAGGUCCUGGCCCUCUUAAAUGUCAGAACCUAGAUGCCUGGUAGUAGGCAGUGUCCUGAGCUGCCCCUCUUGUCAUCCAGUGGUGCCUUGGACUCUUCUGAGAGACAGCCAACACCAUGAGGAGUUCUGCACAGCUGCUCUGGCUGCUGUUUUUUCCUCCUUGCUGCCUGAGUUCACCUGAUACAGCCAGAACAGCCGUGGGGCUGUGAUGUGGAGCAGGGCCAUCCAAUGGGUGGUGUGUGAGGGGAGCCGUGCCUGCACUGUCAGCUCUCAUGGAGAUGGGUGCCUGGCUCUUGCCUGCUAGCUCAGGGUAGUGUUUCCCCAGCUUCUCCAGUAAGGAUUUGUAGCAAGUAGCUGCAGUGCUUUCGCUUUCUCUUUCUGACAGAAGAAUAGGAAAAGUGAGUUAAGCUCUCUACCAAAAACACAUCAAGACUUGUAAGUGGGACAGGUCUCUUAUGAGAAGUUCCUUCCUCCUCCCUGCCACCUCAGACAGUUUUCAUGUGGGCUUGCGUCUGUGCAGUGAGAGCCCUUCUUGAAAGCUGCAUCGUUUCCAGGUGGUGAUGGGGUUUCCCUGGUGUGUGGGACAGUUACCUGAAAUGCUGUGCAGUGCUGCCUGCCUCUGAAGCAGACCCCUGCAGGUGCAGUGGCCGAGCUGUGCUGCCUUUCAUGUAGAUAUUUACUGGCAAAUCCAGAUGUGGGCUUUUCUGCUUUGCUCAGGUUCAUCAGCGCCCCUGCCUCAUCCACAAGAUCAAUGCAGUCUGUGGAGAGAGAUGUGGUCAAGAAAGGCCAGAGGUAUUUUCCUUAGCAAACUGAUGCUAUAGGGAGAAUGUACUCAGGUCUAGAGGGGAGGAGAUGUGCUUUGCCUGUGUUUUGGGAUGAUCUCCAGCUCCCAUGCAACCUGUUACCCUUUGCUGCUUCUUUAAGGGAGAGUGUCUGUCCCUGGGGUGGUCACUGCUCACACACUGCUCGGUACCUUCUGUCCCGCACUGACACUUCUCAGGUGAGCAGGUAGGAUCAGGAUGUGGCACUACAGGUUCAGCGUCUCCUGGCAGUUGGCUGUAAGCAGAGUGAGAUUUGUGUCAUCACUCUGGAUCCAGCGGCCCCACUGGCAUGGCAGGGAGCUGGGAGCUGCCCAGUCACAGCCAGCAGAGCUGGGGUCCCUGCGUGGCCUUUCAGCAGCACUCUGAGCUGCAGCAUUACGGGCCAUGCCUGCUGGUGUGUGGUGCUGGAAAUGCUUCAGUUUAGGAGCUGGGAUGAGCAUUCUGAUUUGGGGAAAAUUAUUCUGCUUUGUGAAACACCUGUGUCCUUUAACUUAGUUUCCUCAAAUCAGAGUAGGAAAAACUCAUGAGCCUUGUCUUGCUGUUCCCCUUCCAAGAACUUGUCCAGGUCACAAGGGGAAGGAGUUGAAUCUCAGCUGAGUCAUUCUGGAUGUUUUGGCCGUGAACUCUCACCCAGUGUCACAACAGAGAAACUGCCAGGGCUGACCAACGUCAGCAGUCAGCGCUGGGCAUCCAGCACAAAUAGCAGAGGGAGCAAAGGCUGAGGGCCGCGUGCAUCUGGCAGCUUCAGCAGUGAGUGCUGCAGGUCAGGCAGCGGCUGCCUGCCAAGUGUGGGAAGGCCAGGACAGUCUGCUAGUUCCCUCCUUCAGUGCUUGCGUUCUGAAGCUGAGGGCCAGGAUUACAGCAAGGGGAGCCCUCCCAUAAACCCAGGAGCAGAGGUGCUCUGCUGGCAGCUGUCAUUGCCCAGUGACUUUUCUGGCUCCAUGCAGACUAGCAAAGUCCCCUCUGGCAAGCUCCCCAGAGCUGCAAGGCUGGAAACGCGCAGUGAGGACAACCUGGGGGGAUUGUACCACCCACGAUCUUGGCUGCUGCUCAGUAACCCACCCCUGAAGAUGCACUCAAUCAAAGCCAGUGUUUUCCCCACGUGCCUCACCAUGAUGAACAAAGCGUUCCCAGGGACACGUGGGCUGCGUGUGCUGGGUGCUGUCCUGCAGGUAGUGGGGGUGACAAAAUGCCAGCAAAUGCCACGCUGGCUCCUGGGCACUGAGGGGGAGUGGUGUUUCCGGCUGAGGCUGUCCCGGUUUCAAUUGCAAAUUUCCCAGCAAUGGGGAAUGGUCCCUGCAGAUUGCUGAGCCUCCUGCAGCCGGGUUCUGGGAGAGGAGGAGCAGUGUGGGGCUUUGCUAACAGCCUUCUGGGAGGGCUGCCUGGCCGCUGUGAUCUCAGCUGCUCUGAAUCUCAGUCUUUUCCCAGCAUGGAUGAUUCUGCCCCUUUGUUUGCCCUGCAGCCCCCUCUGGGCUGUGAGGUGCCAGACUGUGAAGAGAGGAAGCCCCAGGGGCACGGCAGAGAAUGCAGUUCGAUGCAGCAGCAGUUGUGGUCCUUAUUUUGCCCAGACCUCGCAGGGAUAGCUAUGCCUUAGUCCCUAAAACGUUAAAUUUGGGAUAAAACCAGAGAGAACUCACUUUGUUCAAUAAGCACAUCUAGCAGGAGAGAAUAAGCCAAACAGAAAGCAUGGAGCAGUCUGCGCUGCUUGUGCAGCAGCUGCAUCUUCCACGGAGCUUCCAGAUGUUGCCGUUAGAUGUUUCUCCAGCAGUGUUCAUGGGGCACUGUAGCAUCAUCCCCUUUUCCCGUGGAGAUGCCAAGAUGUGCAGGUGAAAUCCUGCCCCACGGCUCGGCUGAGCACCUGAGUGGUGGGAGCCAGUACUGAUGCUGGUACAGGGAGCGAUCUGCAGCGCUGCGCUGUGUACCUGCUGCUCACAGUGCCGUGGACAAAUUGCCUUUCUCCACAUCUCCCCUCCUCGCACAGAGGAAGGUCCUGACAGCUGUGUAGGGUGCAGCAGGGUGCGUGUGGGCAGAGCUGUGCUCAUCGCUCUGUUUAUCUCGUUUUUCCCACGAAGGAGCUGUGAAACCACAGAGCAGAGCACAAGGCUGAUUAGCAGAAGCCUCAGAGCUGGGGCUGGAGGUGCUGCAGCUCUCACUGCUGGACUGGCCUAAAACCAGCUUGUUCUCCUGUGACCUUGGUUUCCGGACCAAAUAUCUCUGAGGUCUCAAUCCCUUUUAAGUGAUACCUCGCUGUGCUGCAGGUCGCAGCAGCUGCUAUACCAGGCUAUGGAGGACUCAUCUUUCCCUUUCAGGUGGUACAGCACAGGUCUCAUGAGCACCCACAAAUGUCAGACUGUGUGUGACUGUGGCAGGAGGGUUGUUUGGGUUCCCUGGGCCACGUCCCAAUGCACCAGGACAGUUCCUGUGCCAGCGUUUGGUAUUUCUGCUCUCAGGGAGGCGAUUUAGAGUGCAGCGUGUGUCAGGAGAGCCCCUGGAGCAAGCAGCGCAAGCACAGAGAGCGUGUUCCUGUGAUAAAAAAGCUUCCUGUCAAAAGGAAAUCACCCCCUUGCCCCAGCAUUGGCACCCCUGCCCCUGCACCCUGUCCUGUGGCCUCAGCCUUGUGCUGGAGGCAGCUAGGUGGGAAGCUGAAGCAGAUGGUGAAGCAUUACGAAGGAGCUUUGCUCUCUGACCCCAGGGGCUGUGGCCUCCUGCUCGCAGGCUUCUUUCCCACUUCUGAAUGCGGCAGGGAACAGACCAGGGCUCACCUCGGGCAGCUGAGGGGCCUGGAGUGACCCCGUGCCAUUGGGCAGAGUCCAGCAUGGUGGUGCCUGCGGCCUCUUUGUCCCCUGGAUGUGGUCUCAAGCGGUGACGGGACCCUGGUGGGACAAAGCCAUGCUGCAGGACAAGGCCUGCUCGUGCUGACAGUUCUCGGCAGAGCUGUUUCACACCAUUCUGCGCGCGCACUGUGCGGGCGGUACCUCUGCGCGAGGUGAAAAACAAGGGGCUGCCUCCUGUCUCUGCUGCCGGGAGGGCAUGGCGCUCACCCACUCCCAUGUGCUGCUCGCCUUCCUUACCCUGCUGCUCCUGUCCUGGGGUUCAGAGACUCUCAAGAGUCAAGUGGUUCUUGUGACUGUAGGGGAGCCCGUGUCGAUGGAGUGUCCUUUCCACAAGUACAACAGCACUAGCAAUCCCUUCUAUGAGAUCCUCUGGAGCCAUAGGAAUGAAUUGAGAAGGGUCCUGCAGUUCAGGAUGACACAGUCCAAUCAGUCCCGUGUGUGUUACAGCGACGGUCACUUCAGCAGCGUUCUGGAUUUCGGAAGGAGCGUGAGCUUUCUCAACAUCUCAGCAGCGCUUAUGAAUGACACUGGCCCUUACCUUUGCUAUGUGAAGAUAGGGAACAGCAAUCCAACUGAAAAGGUGAUUCACCUGCUCGUUAGAGGUCAGCAGCCCUGGGCAGCCCCUGGGGACCUCAGCUACUCUGCACCUCAGGGCAGUGAAGUCACCUUGGACUGUGAUUUCCCCUCUAACCUGACUGGCAACUUCACAGACCUCUUCUGGCUGCACAAGCGAGACCAGAGCCCGCCCCGACUCAUAGCAUGGCACCUCAGGUCCAGUUUCCAGGACGAGAACGGCAGCAUUGGAAGUCGUUUCCAGAGCUCAUUAGAUCUGGAAAAUCACUGGAGCCAUCUCACCAUUACUGGGUUGGAAGAGAAGGACAGUGGCUGGUACCAGUGUCAGAGAGGCCUGGGAGAGCUUUCUGGUGGGCAGAGAGGGAGGGGAACCAACCUCACUGUGAAAGGCUCUUCGUCUGUCCUGCUAGUGGUUUUGGGGAGUGCUGUGUUCAUUGUGCUUGCUCCAUGCUUGUACCUUCUGUACAGGUGUCACGUCCAGCUGAGGAGACGGGACACCUUGCUGGAUACAUUGGAUCCCCGCUGCGUGCCUUCUGAGACCACAGGCAGGGAAACCACGAGCAGUGAAGCCAUCUACAUCAGCACUGGCAGCACAGAGUACAGUUUCCUCACUUUCCCAGGAAGGAACCCUGCCGCAGGAAACCUGGGACAAAGAUGACAGCUUAGAAGGGCCCAGCAGGACACAGGGAGCUGUGCUGUGCAUGCUGUGUUCAUGGCACCAUCGAUAAUUCCUCUCCAUUGUGUAUCAUGCAAAGGUCUCUAGCAAACUCUUCUCUCCUUCAGCGGUUGUUUCUUGUGUUCAAUUAAAUCCUCUUGAGAACAAA
Numida meleagris (helmeted guineafowl) is the source of this 5600-nucleotide messenger RNA. RefSeq lists its product as uncharacterized. The transcript is spliced from 6 exons. Lineage: Eukaryota; Metazoa; Chordata; Aves; Galliformes; Numididae. Bases 4400 to 5434 code for a protein of 344 amino acids. The record is from RefSeq and is a predicted model, not a curated record.